GCUUGUUUGGCAGUAAUGACCCUCCGCCUCUGGGCUCCUACUGACCCAUGCGAGCAGCGCGUGGACGAAGAGCAGCUGUUUUGUUCAGAGCAGAGACCAACAUGUGAGAAGAUGUCUGUUGGAGGUUGUGCUUGCCCCGGCUGUUCGUCAAAGUCAUUCAAGCUGUACUCUCCUAAGGAGCCCCCCAACGGUGGCAGCUUCCCCCCCUUUCAUCCAGGCGCUAUGCUGGACAGAGAUGUGGGGCCAACACCCAUAUACCCACCUUCAUACAUGGAACCUGGAAUGGGGAGACCUACACCAUACGGGAACCAGACAGACUACAGGAUAUAUGAGCUGAACAAAAGGCUACAGAAUUGGACAGAGGAUUGUGACAAUCUCUGGUGGGAUGCCUUCACCACAGAGUUUUUUGAAGAUGAUGCCAUGCUCACCAUCACUUUCUGUUUGGAAGAUGGUCCCAAACGAUACACCAUUGGCAGGACAUUGAUUCCACGAUAUUUCCGAAGUAUUUUUGAGGGGGGUGCCACUGAGCUUUUCUACGUACUGAAGCAUCCAAAGGAGUCGUUCCACAGUAACUUUGUGUCUCUCGACUGUGACCAGUGCACCAUGGUUACCCAGAACGGCAAACCUAUGUUCACACAGGUUUGUGUGGAGGGCCGAUUGUACCUGGAGUUCAUGUUUGAUGACAUGAUGAGGAUCAAGACGUGGCACUUCAGCAUCAGACAGCACAGAGAAGUCCUCCCAAGAAGCAUUUUGGCUAUGCAUGAUCCUCAGAUGCUGGAUCAGCUGGCUAAAAAUAUCACCCGAUGUGGGCUGUCUAACUCCACACUCAACUACCUCCGUCUCUGUGUGAUAUUGGAGCCCAUGCAAGAACUAAUGUCCAGACAUAAGACAUACAGUUUGAGCCCCAGAGACUGCCUGAAGACCUGUCUCUUCCAGAAGUGGCAAAGGAUGGUAGCACCUCCAGCUGAACCAGCCAGACAAGCGCCAAACAAACGGCGGAAAAGGAAGGUGUCUGGUGGGAGCACUGUGAGCUCUGGUGGAGGCAGCAAUAACAACAGCAACAGCAAAAAGAAGAGCCCAGCCAACAGCUUUUCUCUCUCCAGCCAGGUACCUGACCUGGUUGGAACAAAAACCUGUACAGUGCCGGAGCUUGAGGACCGGAGUUGAGAACCACUACGCAAAAUCCUAAACACACACUCGACCUAAUGCUCACACGCUCACCUACACCUACAGCAUAAAACAUUGAGGUACUGGAGAAGCAUGUCUGGACUAGAUCACCAGACCAAUUCAGAAUUGUGUUUUCAUUUUCUCUGUUUUAAGACUUGUUUUAUUUUUAAUUUUUUGUAAACACUUUCUAAAAAAUAAACAACCAAGUAAACAAAAACACCCCAGAAUAUCCUUUGCACUGUUUUUUCCACUAUUAACUCCAAUCUAUUUUUCUUAUGAAUUCACCUUGUAUUUUUUUUUCUUUUUCUAUUAUUCCUAAUGUAAGAACUGUAAACAUCAGAAACCUGCAGUAUAUUAAUGUAUACAUAUUGCUGUUAGAUCAUUCUUAAUGUGAUGGUAAGAACUUUCAUGUAAGUUUGUGCUUGAUAUAAUGUCACCCAUGUGUACCAGACAUCAUUUUUAUGAGCUCCAUAAACCUCAGCGCGAGAAAACAGGUUUGGCAGAAACGAGGGUAGUCUUUUAAAAAUGGUACGACAUGUCAUUCAAUGUGAAUCCAAAGCAAUGCACUGGACACCAGUGUCUCCACGUAAUUUUCUACCAGCACCAUAUUUGGACCUGUUGUCUUGUCAUUCCAGAGCUCUUUGGUUUGUCUUGAAACCUCUUUCUGAGGGUGCUCUGUUUCAAAAACAACCACAGCUUCUCAAAUUUGCUACUCAAAAAUAUUUUAAAAACAAAGGGAUUGUAAAGUAAGAUAAAGACUUUUGUAUAACUUGUGUUUCCCAGAAGUGUUUUUACUGGCAAUUGAGGAAGCUGUAGACCAAGAAGUUACAUGUAAAGAUUCAUUGGAUAUUGAUUACACUGAGCUGUUUGUUUUAUGAACAAUUGUUUUGUUGGCUUUACUCCCCAUAUUUGUGUCUGUGCUUGUAUAUCUUUAGGUAGUAAUUUCUGUAAAAGUUAUUUGAUGUAUUCUCUUCCUAGAGCUAUGAGAAACUCAAUCUAAUGUAAAGAGAUGGAAAUCCUCUUAAAGUUUUUUAAACAUGAUUUUUAACAGUACAAUCACUGAUAAAGAAUUUUGCCCUCAUUUUAGCAGACUGUAUUUAUUUUUCUAUGUACUGACAUUUUCUUUAGGUCCAACACAUUUGUACAGUUCUCAUCAAAGUAUAUGGAGGAGUUUGUGGGGCUGCUGUGUCAGCAGUUAAUGGCAUAAAAA
Thalassophryne amazonica is the source of this 2377-nucleotide messenger RNA. RefSeq names its product LIM domain-binding protein 1-A-like. The coding region runs from base 16 to 1167 and encodes 383 amino acids. The transcript is spliced from 12 exons. Lineage: Eukaryota; Metazoa; Chordata; Actinopteri; Batrachoidiformes; Batrachoididae. The record is from RefSeq and is a predicted model, not a curated record. Gene Ontology annotation, biological process: nervous system development; negative regulation of transcription by RNA polymerase II; positive regulation of transcription by RNA polymerase II. Gene Ontology annotation, molecular function: LIM domain binding. Gene Ontology annotation, cellular component: transcription regulator complex; nucleus.